Messenger RNA from Athalia rosae (coleseed sawfly), 6796 nucleotides. It is a transcript of the gene Btk29A, whose product is annotated as tyrosine-protein kinase Btk29A. Gene Ontology annotation, biological process: peptidyl-tyrosine autophosphorylation; intracellular signal transduction. The record is from RefSeq and is a predicted model, not a curated record. The transcript is spliced from 12 exons. NCBI's taxonomy places the organism in Eukaryota, Metazoa, Arthropoda, Insecta, Hymenoptera, Athaliidae. The coding region runs from base 1838 to 3379 and encodes 513 amino acids. Gene Ontology annotation, molecular function: non-membrane spanning protein tyrosine kinase activity; protein binding; ATP binding.
CGGUGCCAAGUCCGUUUCGAGCACGAAUAAGAACGGGUCAACUGUGGAAUAUCGGCCGAGUUUGAGGGGCGAGGCUAAGUGGUGUACGUCGAACACAUUCGUAAUCCGUACGAACGUCGCGAUCGUACUGCACGCGUAACGACGACGACUCGCGUAGGCCGCGUUAGGGCCCCCGUACCUGUACGUUUAUACGUGUUGCGAGCACUGCAGCCUACUACCUGGUAUACCGAGAAAAGAAGGGGCCACUGAUCACCAACGGCUAUAGCUCGGCCAUACUCUCUAGACUCCAGUCGGUGUAUCGCCGCGAAACCAGCUGGACCAGACGUACAAAUUUUAAUCAUUUGACGCGACCGAUCGGUGUGAUUCGACCGAUUGAACGGCGCUUUUUUCUUCAAAAAAUCGCCCGAUCGCGAGCGGUGCAUCGUCCUCCUGUACGACGACAAGUGCGCCGAAAAAAGGAGAGUGACUGUGGAAAUUUUUUUUUUCUUCAGUGUCGCGAGUGAUCGAAAAUCGGGAGAUGUAACGUCGAGCUCUGGGCAUGUGAUGAUAUUUGGGAGCGGUAAUUUUUCGUGGCUGCAUAGGAUCGUCCGUCUCGGCUGCAGCGGAUAAUUCUUCGAGGUCCGCCUCGAAGAGAAAACGUUUGUCCUCGAUACGAACUCGCGGCAGAGGAGGUGCGUCGGAGUGCGAGUAAUUUUUGAACGGUGGUAAAAAAAAUCGUGGAAAACUGAGGUUGAAACAGUGGGUGGAAAAAAAGGGCGAUAUCGGUCUUAUUUUUCACGUUUAUAAAUCUCAGGAAUAUCAACGGUGUACGAGGAAUUUUUAUCGCGGCGACGCAGGCCGCGCGCGCUUAUGAAAUAUUCGCGACUACCCGCAGAAACGCUUUCGCUUUGACACGGAGGUUGGGUAUUCCGGUAGCCCAGAAGCCUGGAUAGACUCUCAGGUAAACCCGCGUUGCUUAAAAACGUGGAAAACCAGUUUUUGAAUUCAACCUUUGCAGCGGUACGUCAGGCAUGGCAACUCGUCGGGCUUUAUUUAUUGCCGAAAGUCGUCGUUCCCCGUACGCUUGAAACCUCGUUCCUCGUGUUCGCUUCGCUCCCCGUAGCAUCCGACGACACCGCACGGUUUUUCGAUCCGGUUCGUCCGAUUUCGAGGCUCGGGGAAUUCGCCGGAAAAUGUAAUACCCCGCGGACGAGGCCGAGGCAGCUGUACGAUGUGAGACCGGAACCAACGCGGAGGACACAACCCCCUGUCCCGGUGCUUACGACUCUCCCUACCCCCGAUCGAAGACCGCUCUUUUGUUGCAUGGAAGGUCGUUGAGCCGCCGAUACCUCGGAAGAGGCAAAGAUAUGGACAAACGGACGAACGAACAUACGAUUAAUAAUAAUUAGAGUCCGACGUCUAAGCGUAAGGCAAACGGGGAAUUUACCCAUUAAUUAUAUAUCGCUGGUUCUUCCGUGCACGGGUCUCUCGUUGCUUCGUUGACCUUCGUACGGUGUAUCGCGAGUGAUUAUCGAGCGUACGCGUGUGCUCGGUUUUAGUGGGUGUCUUGAACCUGAGGUCGAGGACUCACUCUAUUUCGGUCCGUUGGUUGCAGAGAAGAGAGAAAAAUAAAAAAAAAAAGAAGUCGUUAUUCGGAAAAAGAAUCUACCGCGAGGCAUCGCGUGCCUCUGAAAAAAGAGUCAAGUUCCGCGGCCUGCGAGGCCACUGACUUUGCCGUCCUCUACGCGUACGUUACUUAUUACUACGGUGCAGCGAGCAACGGAGUCGGCGUCGUAGCGCCCAGCCAUUUGGAUUAUCGCUAGUUGCCGCCCGCGUAGUUUCACCUAAACUUGUGCGGAUGAGCUCUCUGCUCGCCUCCUCGUUGAAGGGGGCCCUCGGAGGACGAGAUCGCAGGUCGGACGAACGCGAGAUGAAGUUGUUUGGGUGUCGCUGGUCCUUCUGGAACUUCGCCGCUAGUCUAACAGGAACUCCGUCCACUCCAAUCAUGCCGAAUGGCGGUCCGGGGACACCGUCCUCCAAGGCAAAGGAGAAACUCAUGAUGCGGUCGAAAGUCGUGGUCGCGCUCUACCCUUUCCGAGCGAUCGAGGGAGGUGACCUGUCCCUCGAAAAGGGCGCGGAAUACGAAGUGUUGGAUGAUUCUCAAGAGCACUGGUGGAAAGUCAAAGACGAACAUGGAUCUGUCGGCUAUAUCCCGAGCAAUUAUGUGAAGGAAAAAGAACUUCUGGGUCUCCAAAAAUAUGAGUGGUACGUGGGUGACAUGUCCCGUCAGCGUGCCGAGUCUUUGCUCAAACAAGAAGAUAAGGAGGGCUGCUUUGUAGUACGCAACUCUUCAACAAAAGGACUGUACACACUGUCCUUGUAUACAAAAGUUCCACAUCCUCACGUCAAGCAUUACCACAUCAAACAAAAUUCCAGAGGGGAGUUUUAUCUCUCCGAAAAACACUGCUGCAACUCGAUUCCUGACCUUGUAAACUACCACCGACAUAACAGCGGUGGUCUUGCGAGUAGACUGAAAACAAGCCCCUGUGAUCGACCCGUUCCACCAACUGCUGGACUUAGCCACGAUAAGUGGGAAAUAGAUCACACGGAACUACAUUUAUUCGAGGAGUUGGGGUCUGGUCAGUUCGGCGUUGUGCAAAGAGGGAAGUGGCGUGGUUCGAUCGAUGUGGCUGUGAAAAUGAUGAAGGAGGGUACCAUGUCUGAAGACGAUUUCAUUGAGGAAGCUAAGGUCAUGACUAAACUACAGCAUCAAAAUCUGGUCCAAUUGUACGGCGUCUGUAGUAAGCAUAGACCAAUUUACAUCGUGACGGAAUAUAUGCGGCACGGUUCUCUUCUCAACUACCUUCGCCGUAACGAAACUUCUUUGGGAGCUAAUGUUGGCUUGUUGCUCGAUAUGUGCAUACAGGUCUGCAAAGGGAUGGCCUACCUGGAAAGGCAUAAUUACAUCCAUAGAGAUCUGGCUGCUCGUAACUGUCUUGUUGGAUCCGAACAUGUUGUCAAAGUUGCAGAUUUCGGCCUUGCUAGGUAUGUCCUUGACGAUCAAUACACAAGCAGCGGUGGCACCAAAUUCCCGAUAAAAUGGGCACCCCCCGAAGUUCUGAAUUAUACUCGCUUCAGUUCAAAAUCUGACGUAUGGGCGUACGGCGUAUUAAUGUGGGAAGUUUUUACCUGCGGGAAAAUGCCAUACGGUCGUCUAAAGAAUACCGAGGUUGUUGAACGCGUUCAACGUGGAAUCGUCUUAGAAAAGCCCAAAGCUUGCUUCAAGGAAGUUUAUGAUGUAAUGAGGAAUUGCUGGUCGCACUGUCCGGAUGCUCGACCUUCCUUCCGACUUCUGAAGGAACAGCUGAUCAACGUUUCUCAGGGCUUGCUCAAUGAUUGACUCAACCUUUUGCGGUGUAUGCGCCUGUCCUCGCCAUCAAACCAGUCUAUCCUGACCCCAAAAUCUCCAUCGCUUGGCCGAUCCCCAUCCAUAUUGCCUUCGUUAAACACUUCAUACAAUUCAGCAACGCUACCCGCUUCGCACAAAAUACGCGGACCAGCCUCGCUUCCUUCUUCAGCUGGCUCCGUUGUUCCUUUAUCGUCGUCGUCCCCAAAACUUAAGAGAGGAGGUUCAUCCUCGCCAAGUACACCUGGUCAUCUGGCUAGUCAGCCAUCAUCUAGUUCAUCAGACGUUUGCGAUAUAUGCAGUUCCUACGGUCACCCGUGGAUCGAAAUAUGCAAGGCUAUGCGUGCCACUAGGGGCAAAUGAGUAUAUUUAUUGUUUUGACCUAUUAUCUUAUGCUCACUCUCUGGGAAUAAAAUUGUAGCAUAGAUCUGUCUGAUUAUGCGGAAGUCGUGAACAAGUUUUGUUCGCUUACAGCCGAAUCGAGAACUUUGAUCCUUGCGCAAACGAAGAGCGUCUUUUUGUUUCAGUACGGACGAGCGUUUCCACACCCUCCAUACGCAAACUCCAAUUCCAAAUACUUCCCAUUUUUGAAUCAUCAAAACGGCUCAGGCACCGCCGAUAUUAGGUAAUUCCAAUUUAAGUUAUUAUUAUUAUUAUAAAUCUAUAAAUCACGAUCCAUCGGAUGGAAUUGGUGAUUCUAAUAUUGAAAUCGUAGCUCAUGAUUUGGAAAAAUGAAAGUUUCCCGAGGAAAAUUUUUAACGAGAGUAGCUAGACGUGUAAGAGUAGUUUUUUAUUGCAAUACCGUGGAUGAAAUUGAUGCGAUGGAAAAUUUGACUGGAGCAGGAUAAUAGAAACGUGCGAUACAUUACCCCGAGAGUAGCAGCUUGAUAAUAAUUAUAGAAUGGUUCCUUGUGACGCGACGAAGUGCAUGCAUUGUAAAUGUAUAUGCAUUAGUAAUAUGUCGUUUUGGAUAAAAUGUGCAAUAAUAGGGUUAAACAAUAAAUUUUAGAUAUUGGCCUUACUAAGCAACAGCUCCAGGUGCACGACCUAAAUAUAUAAAUAUCUAGCCUAAGCAUUAACGUACACAAUGACAUGCACGUACAUUAAUAAAUACCAUAAUGGGCGGCGUACGUUACACGCAUACAUAAAAUACCAUACCAAACAUUUACAUACCUAGAUAUACUAUAUUUGAAAUUCAAUGAGUUUAUAAUAUGAUGGACCCUGUGAAGACAAUAUACGCAAGUCCUUACAGCAUAAGCUAGUCGUUACUAUAAUAAUUGGAGCGAACAAUGUAACGCACUGUCUGCUCCACGUUCCCUUGCAUAUCUUUCGACGUGAGUCCCACGAGUUAGUAUGUUUGCUCGAAUACACAUAAAUUGUAUGAAUCAUAAUUAUUGUUGUUGAAGUUAUUAUACAGACGUAUAUUAAUCAGUUUAUAGUUAUGAACAUGCAGUAGUAUAAAACUGUGUGAGAAGCGUACAUUUCUAACAACAAUAGAGAAAAAAAAAAACCAUUUAGCUAAUCACCUAUACAUGUAUAAAAAUUACGAGGAUCGGUAUUUUCCUCAAUCGGAAAUGCAAUUUACUAUUUUUGAUUAUCGUUGUUUUCAACUCCAUCCAUAUACCAUGUGGAAUAAUCACAUUAUAUCUGGUAUUUGAACUCAUAUAUUUUUUACUUAGCAAUAACGCUUUGUCACUGUCUAUAAUACAUAUAGGUCACAUACGUAAUUAGUACUUUUCAUCCGUUCAAUUUUUGUCACAUGGGGCAAUGUAAUUUAUCACCGUUAUUGGGCACUCAAAUAUAUCGAUGAAAACCCUUCGUCCCCGAAUGUUUUUUAGAGACGCGUUAUCAACUUCGUUUCGUUUACAUUACACAAAUACCUAUAAUUAUACUAUGUCUUCCACUGAGAGGGAAAAGUAAAUUUUAUAUCACGAACAUCCCGUUUUAUCGAAAAUAUACAUAAUGGUAUUAAUUGGUAUGCGAAUGAAUUUUUUAAGAAGGGGACCACCUCGAAUAGACCUGUCAAUUCUCAACCCCUCUGGUAUUUCUAGACAUCAUACAAUUAGUGCGGGCACGGGCAAAAUAUUUUUGUAGCGUUGGUUCCAAGUCUCACAAAAAAAAUUAAAAAUAAAAAAUAAAAAAACCGUAGAUUGUGAAUAUAUUAUACAUACCUAUCUAUAUCUGAGUGAACGGACUCGAUUAAUACGGAAUCUCAGUUUGUAUAAAAAUUCUUCGGUACUCGAGCGAAGAAAAAAAUUAUGCUGCAUCAAAAAUUCUGAUCCACCGGUUAUAGGCAUAUUAUUACUGCAUGAAAUAUAUUCGGUACCAAUUCAAAGUGUAUUCUCUAAUUGGCACCUUGGAUAAAUGAUCGAAAUUUAAAAAAGCAACUUCUGAUGUUCAGAGUUAUAAUUCGCACCCCGUACAUUUCCGAAUACGCUAAUUAAAGGAUAGACGAGGAUACCUAACAUCAGACUUUGUCGGAUAUAGGUAGAUCUGUAGAUGAAUGAUGUAAUAUUUAUUAAUAGUAUAUCGAAGAUUUAAUCAUGCUAUUUAGUAUCAAUAGGAUCUACCAUAUUUGUUAUUGUUGGAGAAAAUCAGUUAUUAACGUACAGUAUAACGAGAUAAGAUGCAUGUCCCCUGUUGAGGCGAUUUUGUAAUGGUGUUGAGAGAUAUUGCAUACUUGGCGCAAGACUCUGUCGAGUCCCUUGAUUGUUAUUUCUUCACUCCUCAUUAUUAUUAUUUUUGAAAUGAUCAUCGUCAUCAUCAUCAUUAUUAUUAUUCUGAUUCUUAGCAUCAUUAUUAUUAUUAUUAAUCUUAUUAUUACGACCGUCAUAGUUAUCAUAAUCAUUAACAUUAUUACUCACUCAUCUGUAUUGUCAACUAAAUUUUGUAACGUAUAUAAAAAGUUGCAAAGACGUAAACAAAGAAAGAAAUGAACUGUGAAUCGAAAAUAUGAAUAAAUCAGAUUACCUAAAAAAUCAUAGCUUUGAUAGAAGUGAUUGAAUUACUUAUCCAAUGAUUGAAAUAAAUCUGACUUAGACUGUAAUUACUAAUAGAGAAUAAUCAACAGUGGGAAUUCAGGGCUGUUCCAAAUAUAAGCCCGAAAAGUUUGAAUGUUUUGUAGAAACACGAUCAUUAUUUUCCUUUGAAUUAUAAUAUCGUUGUAUGCGUGGUAUAAUAAAUUUGUAAACAAUGAGAAUUCAAUUAAGUAAUUCCUAUCAUCAACAAGCACGAUCUGCCAUGUUCGUUUUAUGUGAUAAAGUGUAGUAAAUGUACGUACAUAUACUACACAAAUACAUCUAAUAUAUCGUUUUAUGUUGACGUUUAGUCCUGCAAUUCUGUACUCAAACAUUCGGAAGAUCAUUAAUUUUGUAAAGUAAUAAAAGUGAUGAGAAAAAAUUGUCCAUGCAA